Messenger RNA from Symbiodinium sp. CCMP2592, 3501 nucleotides. NCBI's taxonomy places the organism in Eukaryota, Dinophyceae, Suessiales, Symbiodiniaceae. The record is from the annotation of a GenBank genome assembly.
AUGACGCUUAGCCAGGGAGGUCUCGACAAGCUGGCCUCCUGGGAGCUUCUUCGUCUCGGUGCCAAAGCCAUGCACCGGGCGCUCGGUGCAAUGCCGGGUCUUCUUCUGCAGCGAUCGGGCACCGGCGGCGAUUGCAACGCUAAAGUCGGCCGAGAAAGUCUGUGCUGUGGUUAUGCGAGCCAGCGGGGCAGUCGUCUCGGAGGCGAGGCGGGUUCUUGCCUUUCCCUCCGGAUCCGAGCCGAUGGCCAGUGCCACAGCCUUCGCGAGGUCAUCCAUGGCGCUGGCGGUUUCGGCCCGGAAGCAGAGAGUCAGUUUCGAAACCUGGGGAGGAAAGACUGCAACCCUGGUCGAUUCGUCAACGCAUUAGUGGAGAUUCAACGGAAGAGGACAGACUGCUCCAAUCCAAUGGGACUCGGAGUCGGUUUCUCGGGUCCUGACUCCUCUCAGAGCAUCGCGCUGGUGAACUUGAUCCUCAGCGGCGUUGUUGUCGUCCUCUUGAUCAUGGCGCUGCCAUGGCGCGUCGUGCUGGAAGUCACGCAGCUGGACCCCGCAAGAUUCGGGAAUGUCAAGAGCGAAGAUGCCACUUUGCCACUGCAAGAGCUCUUGGAAUGGGCGGUGCAGCAUCCCUUCACCGGGUACAAAGGUGGCAUCGCCCGGCUGGUUGGCAAGAUAUUGUGGCUGGACUCCGAGAACCCAGAUUUAGUGUCCGAGAUUGCCGGCUUCAACGAUAUCGAUCUCAUCUACUUCCUUCAGGAUGGAGAGGAGCAUAAGAAGGUCGAGAUGAAAACACUCGUGGACCAGGGCCUUACGAUUGGAGGCAUUCCGGUCGAGGCACAGGAUGUUGAGUACAGCUAUGACACAGUUGGGAACAUCCUAGCUACACGCGACCUGACACAGAACCAAUGCCUAGUUGUCUCCGAUGGUGAUGGGAAAGUUUUCUUAAUCAAUGCCAAGGUCUGCCGUGAGCACAUGCUGAGGAGCAUGACGGCGCCAGCCACGACUUCCGAGGUAAGCACACUCGAUGAUCGUGGCAACGUGAUUGCGGCUCCCAGGGUUGUUGGGCGAGCCAUGGUCCAGUGGAUGAAAGGGCGUUGUCGCAACGUGGAGCUCUCUGAGCACACGAAGAGGUUCUAUAACCAGCAGAAGCUUCCCAAGAUGACAAUGUUUCAGAUCCUCUGCAAGGCCAAAGGGAAUGAGAUGUACAUGAAAGUCUACACGGAGCUUGUCCGUCUCGGCUUUGUAGAGAAGCAGCAGUACCCACACGUGCUUUGGGGGGAAUGCUAUGCUCACGUGAACUCCCUCAUUGCGAGGCAUGGAUAUCGACUCGAGCUUGAAAGUGAGCUCAAUUCCGAAGCAGUCGAGAGGUGGAAGGAAGCCAAAUAUGCAGAGCAGCUGUCCCGAACCCGCGUGAGUGCUUUCCGAGACUUUCGCUUCCACCAAAUGGUUCUGGACGAAAGCUUCCUGGUGCCCUACAGCAUUGCAGAUACCGCUCUCACACACGGCCUCAAGUCACACAUUGCAGGCUGUGACAGUUCCGAGCAUCCUUCACACGCGCAUUUGGCGUACUUACGCCAGCAACGAAGUGCUGCAGCCAUGCACGUGGAGGAUGGCUCCAUCAUCGGUCAGACGGGCUUCGAGCAGACGCAGGUCGGCUACACCUUCGAAAUGGGCGGCAGCGAAGCACCCGGCAGCCGGACUCGGACCCUGCGAAGGGCUGCCUUCGAGAGCUCCAAGGCGCGUGCAAGGAACGUGGUCAACCGCAUCUUGACAAGUGGUGGAGCCUUCAUGGAGCAGGACGAGACUCUUCCGGACAACGCCGAUCCCCUGCUGGCGCAGAACCUCUUCGGAAAGCUCACCAUUACGGAGGCGUUUCUCCAGCUUCUGCGGAUCGGGAAGUUGGCAUGGCCCGGCUUUCUGGGAGCCUUCCUGGUCAACUGUGUGGCUGCGGUCCUGUACAUUCUCGUGAUCAAUCACUUGUUGGGCACUUUCUGGCUCCUUGCAGCUGCGGCUACUAGCCUUCUUGGCGCCUGGCUCUUCAUCCGAUCUGCUAACUAUGCCAUGCUGAAUGUCCUGACCUCCAUGUACCUGGCGCUCCUAAACAUCAAGACCGAGGCCUUCACCACGAGGAUGUUCUCGGAAGUUUGGAGCCGACUUGUUGGAGACACGCGUGCUCUUCAGGGCGUCCUGGAGUCUUGCAACGACUUCUCUAUCGAGUCCCUAACCGUCAUCGGCGCCUUGCUGGCGAUCCUUGGUCUUGCCGCUACACAACCGACUUGUGACAGCAAGCCUGUCUGGAAUGCAGUCUUCGUUGCAUUAUCGGCUGGUGCACUCAUGGUUGCCAUGUCUCUCCUGGCAUGCUUUAGCCUCAGAACUUGUUCCAGACAAACACGCAGCAUGAUCGGGUACAUGUACUCCGACAUGUUCAGUACCCUUAGCAACUUCUUCGAAGUCAAGUCCAUGGCCGAGAAGACUUCCGCGGUAAAGGCUACGUAUGAAGAGAUUCAAGAUGCCAAUUUGGAGCAGCGCAAGAAGCUCACCUUGAUCCACCAGGUGAUGCAGAUCUUCCUCCGCUACACGGAGCUGGCCUGCAUCACCUUGGCCCUCUUCAAGCUCUUCCACUCGAGCGCAGCCGGAACGUCUGCGGAGUGUCUUCACAGCUACUCCGUCUAUGCUGUGUCUGUUCCGAUUCUCCUGAGCGCAGUGCGGCGCUCCUGUGAGGCGCUGCUGCAGCUGUCCUCCUCCAUUGGCUCUUUGGAGCGUUUGUUUUUGCUGUCGCGAGCCCUCCUGCGCAUGGCGGCGCCACGCUUUGACGGCAUCAACAAGUUGUCCGCUGAAAUUUGCUUGGAGAUCCCGCAAGGUUUCUCUUACUGUCUCGGCUCAGCACAGUUCGGACCUUUUGCAAAAGUUCCUGCCCUUACUUCGGCAACGACUGGGAAGCUGAACGUCAUGAGCAUGCCACGCAGUUCUGGUGCAACAACCUUCGCCAAGCUCCUCUUGCGGAUGUUGGAUGCUCCAGCUAAGAUCAAGCUAAAUGGAGAGUUUGUAGAGCACUACGAGCUCGAGACGAUAAACUUCUCCAUACAUAUCAUCGACCAUGCGCCUCUGCCCUGCAGCGUUGCCAGGACGCCGGGCCAGGGGAGCACCCUGGCCGAAUACGUGCAGAUGGGCUUGGAAGACAUGGGCAUGCCUUUGCAGCCCUGUUUGGAACAGGCCCAGAUGUGGAGCAAAGUGGUCAACCUCCCCAAUGGUGUUGAAAGCACAGAUUGGGCCUCCAAUAUGUCUAAGCCGGAGGCCCUCCGGAUCCAGCUAGCCCAAGCAAUCUUCCGAAUCUCGCUUGGGGCUGUCAGAGUCCUUUUGAUUAUUGACCCUCUGCGGAAUUGCAAUCCAUCUGAAAUGGACUCCGUACGGAAGGUCUGGAUGAAAGCUCUCGAACCUUUAAAGCAGCGUGUCCUUGUCUUGAUUGUUGAUCAGACUGGCGAUACAAAGCCAUGGGCGCUCUAG